Molecule: messenger RNA, 3201 nt
Organism: Debaryomyces tyrocola
Lineage: Eukaryota; Fungi; Ascomycota; Pichiomycetes; Serinales; Debaryomycetaceae
Source: the annotation of a GenBank genome assembly
AUGAGUGAUAAGAAACAAGCACCAGAAGCGUCGCCCAGCUUGAAUAAUGCCGGAGUGGCGGAGGGAAGCAGUGGAUCAGACAGUCAACAGUCGACACCAGUAAAUAGUCCGGCGGGAGUGAGCCAAGGGUCGAAUCAGGGGGCCAGUGGGGCGUCAGGAGCACAAGAAGGAUACUACACGGGCAAUGCGGGCUACGGAGGAUACGCAGGUAACGCAGGCAAUGCCGGUGGUGCCAACAAGCCGUACAAGCAUUAUAACAGACAGAAUUACAAUGGCAACAAUAAUGGCAAUAGCAUCAACAACAGUGGCAACAGACAGCACUAUAACAACAGAAAAGGGUACAACCAGAAGAUCAACCACAAUAACCAGUACAAUAAUUAUAACAGCUAUCCACCAAAUAUGUAUGCAUACGGCUACUAUCCAUCGCCAUACGGCUACGCCGCGGCCCCAAUGGUUCCGGGAAUGCCUCCAAUGCAGUCGUUUCAACAACCGCCAUACUCGCCAUUGCCAGGUGGAAAGGUCAAGAUCACUACCAAGGAGGGCAAGCAGAUUGAUUUAGAAGAAAAGAAGAAGUUGUCCAACGCAAGCAACACGCCGAUCUCGUCUCCUUUACAAGGAACAGCAUCUCCUGUCACUUCGCACAUAUCGCCUGUGGUGCCGGCUGCGACUUCGUAUGCGUCCGUCGCUGCUGCUGAAGAGAAGCCUAAGGAACCGGUAUCGGUGUCCAGUUCGACCUCGCCUGCUACUUCGUCUGCUGCCAGUUCGUCGGCGACCGCUUCGCCAACCACCGCCUCACCUCAACCUGCUGCCAGCACCGGUAAAUUAUCGGUCGCAGAGGAGUUCAAGAGAAAGAUUUUGGAAAGAGCUGCUAAGGCGUCAACGGCACAGAAGAAGGAAGAACCUAAGGCUGAAGCUCCAAAGGCUACAAUUCCAAAGACUGAGGCUCCAAACGUUGCAACCCCUGUGGCUGAAGCUCAUAAGGAAGAGGCUCCAAAGGCUUCAACUUCAGUGGCAGAAACUGCUAAGGAAGAAGCUCCAAAGGUUACAGCCCCAGUAGCAGAAACUGCUAUGGAAGAAACUCCAAAAGUGGAACAACCAAAAGUGGAAGAACCAAAGGUGGACGAGCCAAAGGUAGAAGAGCCAAAGGUGGAAGAACCAAAGGUUGGCAUUUCAAAUAUCGAAGAACCAAGUACUACACAACAAGAGGCUAAGAUCGAAGAACCAAAGGAAGAACCAGUCCAAAAAUCAGGUGAUUUAAUUACGGAAGAACCAAAAGAACCAGUAGAAGCAGUUGUUGGUGAUUCUGAAGCAAAAGACGACGAAGAAUCGAAAGACGAUAUCAAGGACACUGAGGAUUCUGAAUCUAAAGCAUUGGAAACCGAAGAAACUGAGCCUAAAGAUGAAGGACCAACCAUUUCUCAAUUCUUUGAAAAAUUACACACCAGCUCAGAUAUUGAUGACCCAUUUGCUGUAACUUAUCCAAGUCCAUUUGUAGGUGUCGAUUCAAAGUGGAAAUCAGAAACUAAGAAAUAUAGAUACGACCCUCAAUUCUUAAUUCAAUUCCGUGAUGUAUUACAAUUCCCACUUGACAAUGAAUGGAAAUCUAAAUUAGAGAAUUUAGGUAUCGUAUCGACUGUUAACAAGAGAGGUGCUGGAUCGCAAUCUUCAAGAGGCAUGAAUAAAUUUGGCAACUCAAUGUCAGGUAGAUUUAAUGGCCCAAUGUCCGGAAGAGGUCAAUUUAAUGACGGAAGAACUAAUUCAAGAAGCGGCUCUAAGAGAAGAGGUGGAAGUGGUGGCCCAAGAGAUAAAUCUACAAGAAAGGGUAACCAAUCUAAGAGAGGUGGUAGAGAUAGAGAUUACCACGAUGACAAGCCAGCUGAAGACGUUAAACCAUUAGAAAAAUCAGCCAACAGAUGGGUUCCAAGAUCGAAGGCUAAGAAGACUGAAGCUAAACUUGCACCAGAUGGAUCAGAAAUCUUGGAGAGUGAGGAAAUUGAAAGAAAGGUUAAAUCAUUAUUGAAUAAAUUAACCUUGGAAAUGUUUGAGCCAAUUACUGAUGAAAUCUUAAACUUGGCUAACCAAUCUAAAUGGGAAGAUAAUGCUAAAACCGUAAGAGAAAUAAUAUCGUUAACAUUCGCUAAGGCUUGUGAUGAACCAUAUUGGUCCUCUAUGUAUGCUCAAUUCUGUGCCAAGAUGUGUACUCAAAUGAGUGAUGAAAUUAAGGAUGUGAAUAUUUGCCUUAAGAAUGGUGAAUUUGCUAAGGGUGGUGAUUUAGCCAGAAGAAUUUUAUUGACAACCUGUCAAACAGAAUAUGAAAAGGGAUGGACUGACAAGUUACCAACAAAUGAAGAUGGUACUCCAUUAGAACCUGAAAUGAUGUCUGAUGAAUACUAUAUUAUGGCUGCUGCCAAGAGAAGAGGUCUUGGUUUGGUUAAAUUCAUUGGUCACUUAUAUAUCUUGAAUAUGUUGAAUGACCAAGUCAUCUUACUCUGUUUGAGAGAUCAAUCAAGUAAUACUAAGGAUCCAUCGGAAGAUAGUUUAGAAAACUUGACUCAAUUGGUUAAUACUGUUGGUGCUAGAUUAGAAACCACUGACAAAAAUAGAGCUGUUUUGAAUUUUGUUUUUGAUAACAUUCAAACCAUCUUAGACAAUUGUAAACUUUCAUCAAGAAUUAAAUUUAUGUUGAUGGACUUACAAGAUUUAAGAUCUGCUAAAUGGAAAUCUGCUAAAGAAGAAGCAGGUCCUAAGACUAUUCAAGAGAUUCACAAUGAUGCAGAGAUCAAGAAGUUAGAAGACGAAAAAGCAGCUGCUGAAAGAAGAAGAAAGAACAAGUCCAAUGAUUCGAGAUCUAAUUCUUCUAGAGGUGGCUCAUCCUGGGGUAACCAAUCAAAGAAAUCUGAACCAAGAGCUCCAACUAAAGACUCGCGUGGAUUUACCUCAGUGCAAUCUUCAAGAUCGCAAUCUAAUAGACCAAACAACGCUUCAGAACAAGCAGCCAGUCAUUUAUCUCCUAGAGAAAACUCGAAGAGAACCGAAUCAAUUCAAUCGAAUGCUAAUAUUUUUGCUGCAUUAGGAGAAGGAGAUGAUGAAGAAAAUAAUGAUGAUGACCAUGGGCACCAUCAUGAAGCUGAACAUGAAGACAAAAGUGUUAACGUGAACGAAGAUUCAACUCCGGUUGAUCAAACUGAAAGCACUGAUUAA